This is a messenger RNA of Medicago truncatula (barrel medic), 1115 nucleotides long. Its product is annotated as SKP1-like protein 20. The transcript has a single exon. The record is from RefSeq and is a predicted model, not a curated record. Gene Ontology annotation, biological process: ubiquitin-dependent protein catabolic process. Lineage: Eukaryota; Viridiplantae; Streptophyta; Magnoliopsida; Fabales; Fabaceae. Bases 31 to 978 code for a protein of 315 amino acids.
UAUUUGUUACUGUGUUUCUAUUGUUCUCAGAUGUCGGAAACUAAGAUGAUGAAGUCUUAUGUGUGGCUUCAAACUUCUGAUGGUUCAAUUCAACAAGUGGAACAAGAUAUUGCAAUGUUUUGCCCAUUUAUACGUAAAGAAAUAUUGCAAAAAGGCACAGGAUCUUCCAAGAAUUGUGCAACAUGUCUUCCUCAACAGGUUAGUUCUUCAAUGUGGAGCUUAAUUCUUAAUUAUUGUCGAUUUCGUCUAGCACCAGGCCGCUCAGACAAGGAACAAAAGGCGUAUGAUGAUAAUUUCGUCAAGAUAGACACAAAAAUGCUAUGUGGGUUGGCAUGUGCUGCAAAUAGCCUUCGAUUACAACCAGUGAUUGAUCUCACAUGUCAAGCACUCGCUCGAAUAAUUGGAAAAAGAUCGCCGGAGGAAAUUCGUGACAUGUUUCAUGUGUCUGAUGAUCUUACAGAGGAAGAGAAAUUAGAGCCCAUUAUAAAUGUCACUAACGAUCCAAGUAUCAGGCUUUUGAACCGAUUGUAUGCCAAGAAGAAAAAACAAUUACUUGAAGGGCCUCAAAGGAUAAAGAAGAAUGUUGAUGUUGAAGAAGAUCAACGUUCACUUGAUGACCUUUUGUCUUUUAUUAAUGGAGAUUCGAAGGGGAUUGAAACUAUUGGUAAGAAUAAAAAGAAGAAGAAAAAAGGCCAGCAUAAAAAGAAUGUGAAGGUUAACGUCGGUCAUAACAACAUCAAACACCAAAGUUCGGAAGUAGAUAAACUGUGUGAGACCUCAAAUUUACACGAUGAUUCUAUGGUUCAGUUUAUUGAUGAUGAUGAUGAUGAUGAUUUUGAUGAAGAUGAUGGGAUUGAUCUGGCUUUAAAAGCAAAAAUGAAUAGGGAAGUAGAAGAAUUUGCCCGAAGAUUAAAUUCUUCCCGGGAAGAGAGGAUAAAAGACUUUUCUUCAUCAUCGCAAGAAAGGAAAUUGGCUUGAACAUUUUGACAAAGAAGUUGUUGCAUGUCACUUGUUUUUCUUUCUUUUUUUAUCCGAUGGAAAUUUUAACAAGGAACCUUGCUUGUUAACGGUUCAAAAUAAAGCUUGUAUCUCGUCAAUUUUUUCGUUUUUGUAUU